Messenger RNA from Ipomoea triloba (trilobed morning glory), 1257 nucleotides. Its product is annotated as lignin-forming anionic peroxidase-like. Gene Ontology annotation, molecular function: peroxidase activity; heme binding. Gene Ontology annotation, biological process: hydrogen peroxide catabolic process; response to oxidative stress. The record is from RefSeq and is a predicted model, not a curated record. The transcript has 3 exons. Lineage: Eukaryota; Viridiplantae; Streptophyta; Magnoliopsida; Solanales; Convolvulaceae. Bases 1 to 1257 code for a protein of 418 amino acids.
AUGGCAGUACACUUCAUUUGCAGCAGCAGCGCAGCAUGGUUUCGUAGAGGUUCUAGCGACGUCCGCAAAUUGCUUUUUCGACGCAAUUGCUUCAUUUCUUCAUCUGGGAAACCGUCGUUAGGUACAGUCCUCAUAUCACGGAAUGGAAAUUUUGUUGCAGCCAUGAAUGGUCUCUUGCCCAAUGUUUCUUGCCACUUACAAAUGAAGCUUUGUUAUUACAUUAACUGGCCUAAACCUUGCACCAUUUCUCUAUCUAUAUAUAAUAUAUAUAUGGCUUCUCAUACUAUGCCAUGCAUUGCACCUUUAUCAUGUUUGCUUCUGCUGCUUUCCUCCUUCUCGCAAUGCCAAGCGCAGCUCUCCCCUACAUUUUACGACAAAACAUGCCCUAACGCUCUAAACAUCAUUCGCACUGCCGUAAGGCAAGCCGUGUCCACUGAGUGUCGCAUGGCUGCUUCCUUGGUUCGUCUCCAUUUCCACGACUGCUUUGUCCAGGGUUGCGAUGCUUAUCUUAUUAGACGAAGGGUUGCGAUGCUUAUCUUAUUAGACGAGUCACCGACCAUUAAGAGCGAAAAGACAGCGUUGCCCAACCUUGGCUCUGCUAGGGGUUAUGAUGUGAUAGAGGCUGCAAAGGGCGAGCUAGAGAAAGCUUGUCCUGGUAUUGUAUCUUGUGCUGAUGUAUUGUCUUUGGCUGCACGUGAUGCAACUGUUGCUGUGGGAGGUCCGUCUUGGACAGUGAAGCUGGGAAGAAGAAAUUCCACCAUGGCUAGUCGUACCAUAGAUCUCCCUAGCCCUUUCGACAAUCUAGAUAGACUUAUAUCCAACUUUGUAAGCAAAGGUCUUAAUACAAGAGACCUGGUUGCCUUGUCUGGUGCACAUACUCUCGGCCAAGCUCAAUGCUUCCUAUUUCACGAUAGAAUAUAUGGCAAUGGUACUGACAUUGAUGCCGAUUUUGCUAACACUAGAAGACGGAAUUGUCCAAAAGACACCGGAAAUGGAAAUUUGGCACCCCUUGAUUUGGUGACACCCAAUUCCUUUGAUAACAACUACUAUAAGAACCUGUUGCAAAAGAAAGGUCUGCUUCAAUCGGAUCAAGUUCUAUUCAGCGGUGGAGCAACAGACAACAUAGUUUCAGAAUAUGCAAGGAGCCCUCAGGCAUUUCAAACAGAUUUCGCGUCAGCAAUGAUUAAAAUGUCUGAAAUUCAGCCUCUCACAGGUCAAAAUGGGAUCAUUAGGAAGGUCUGUGGUGGUUUGAACUAG